This is a messenger RNA of Folsomia candida, 2774 nucleotides long. RefSeq lists its product as uncharacterized. Gene Ontology annotation, molecular function: protein binding. The transcript is spliced from 3 exons. The record is from RefSeq and is a predicted model, not a curated record. Lineage: Eukaryota; Metazoa; Arthropoda; Collembola; Entomobryomorpha; Isotomidae. Bases 763 to 2535 code for a protein of 590 amino acids.
UUCGUGCGGUGUUUGUAUCGUAAAUUAUUAAGUUGUGUUGUGCUUUCUCAUUAAUUUGAAUCAUAUUAAUUAUCACUUUCUGUCAACGGAUGUAUGCCGUCUGAUUACUUAUUCGUGUCAAUAAUAUCGAUAUAUUUGACUGUGUAUUUUAUUCAUUCCGUGGUUUUAACUAACGCCAUGCUCAAUACAAACCCAUCACAACAGGUUGGAAAUCGGUUGGAUGGGAUGAUGAUGGGAAAAUUUUAAGGUUAAAACUCUUUAGAAGUGAAGAAGAAGAAUCACACCAUCAUAUUUGGAAAAUGUAGUUAUGUUAUAAAUGCAGUCCUUGUAAAACUGGUGGACUUUUUCAUUGGUGAUAUUUGAGAGUUGUGCUUUGCUGGAUAAAGGAGAAUGAACCUUUUUGUGUGACGGAUGUAUGUACAUUCACAGAAGAAGAAGAAGAAGCAGAGAAAAAGACCCAAUAAGUUCUUGUUAAAACUAAAGGUGAAACUUGAGGACGCUUAUUCUUACAUAUUUAACGUAAAGCUGGCAGGAAUCAAAAACAAUAAAUAUAAAUACUGGAGGCAUAAAGAUAACCAUUAAUCAUAUCACCAGUCAGUUGCUCAGUCUGCCCGUGCCUAUGAAUAAAGUGGUUUAAUUUUAAAAUGCAUUCUUGUGAUGAAAGUACUUAAAACAAUAGAAAAUCUUUUUAGUGUUAUUUCACUCUUUGUUUGGGAUUAGUAAUUUGGUGAAUUAAGAAAAAAAAAUAAGUGGGUGUGAAAGAUGGGGUCAGCAAUUUCAAAAUUACGGAGGGUAUUAUGCUUCUUGGGGGCAGGGAGUCAAACUCAAUCUGCAUGUCAAGGAUGCUCGGAAGACUCGCAUUUUCUCAAUAUUCCAGUAGAGAUACGUGAGACAAUUUUGACUCAGCUUCGUCCAAGAGACAGACAAAUGCUGAGACUAGUAUGUCGGCAAUUAAGUAAUGAAAUUGACCAAUUCAUUGGACCUGUGAAUUGCAUAAAUGUGAGUGACGGUCAUGCCAAAAAAUACCUCACCUUCUUCUCAAAAUGUUAUAUUCCUUGCAUUACCAUUGCUGGUUUAUCCACGUCGUUAACCUUGACAUCAGUUGUGAUGAACCCGGCGCGUCUGAAAUCUUUUACCGUUGCACCGAAAGGGAUUGCAAGCACAGAAUUUGUCUACAACACCAUGAAGAAUGGUUCGAGUUUGACCAACCUGAAUAUUAGUGGGAAGCUAAAAGGACUCAUCACCCCAAUUAAUCCCAUACACUUACCCAAAUUGAAGUCGUUCACGUUGAACUCAAACAAUUUUCAUCUGCACAUCACCUUCUUGUGGGAAACGCAUAUCAAUGCUUUUGUAAAUGUAUUGAAUGGACGAGGAUUCGACCACGACAUGGUCAUGGCAUUUUGGCACAAUCAAAUCGCAAUUUUACGGAUGGUGCAAGCUCCCAAAUUGGAGGAAGCCACGCUCUUUUUGCACACACUCGCCAACGUUAUGUGGGAACAAACCUCUGAAACGGAGUUGAUGGCGGAAGUUCUUGCAUUCAUGGGAAGACAUAGAGGGCUGAAAAGUAUAAAAUUAUACCAUGGUGAAAGACUGAUUGAAUCCCGACUUUUCGAGUACCACACCCCACUCAGCAUCUUCAACAAGAGUUACCGGCGAAAUAGUCCACAAUUGACACGUCCAGACACCGCUAUUCAUCCAAAUGAUCUCUCUUCCGGAAAUAUUGCUCAAUGUUUCGCUUCGAUCAAGCAAUUUGAAUAUUGUUCCAGACUACCGACUCAUUUUGAAGACGAGUCAAAUCCAGCGUCGAGUUUCGAAAAUCACGUUCUCAACCUGCUCAAAUCACUGAGAGGGUUAACUCAGAUAAAGUUCAGUGCAACAAAAGGUCGCCCAAUUUCUUGGACCCACUUUGAACAAAUUAUUUCCUCCAAUUCCGAGUCCCUUGUACAUUUUGAAAUUGUGGGAAAAUUACAAGGACCCAUAAACUUUGGAGUAUUGUCCCACUGCGAAUCUCUCAAAGUGAUCAUGAUCAAUAACAAACAGCGGUACCGGCAUGCCAGCCUAUCACCAGUAAUUGAGCAUUUUUCUGUGACCAUGUCAAUGGUGGACAUGUUGGAAACACUCAUACUGCAGAACAUAGGACUGAAGGGAGGAGAUUUUAAAUCCCUGUUUCGACUCAGGAAACUUAAACAUCUCGGAAUUUACCGGUGGCGUUGCGGACUUGGUGAAGAAAACUUGACGCAAGAAGGAGUUAAGAGUGUCUUGGCGAUGUCUACUCUUCAAUCAUUGCUUAUUCCAUGGCCACGUGUAUUUGUCGCCGAUUUAGAUGCCGCAGUGAAUCACUUGUUAGAAUUAGAGGAAAGGUCAAGAAAGAGGCAGAAGGGGUCAAAGGGAUUUUUACACCCGAAAGACGCCAGGAAAAUGGGUGUGGCCCAAUAUCUUUGCAUUGAAGAGGAUCCAGACGAGGGAAGUACCGAGUUACCUUUAUGGCGAAGAACUGAAUGGGGAUUCCGGAUACGCGAUAAUUUUUCUUGUUGACCUGACCAUAACAAUUAAUGAAUUAAAUGUAAUAUUGGUAUACAUUGUAACAUGCAAAACGUUAUCGCACGUCGUUUUUUUAGAACGAAAGUCUUCCAUGUUUUUCGAAUCGAAUUGCUCAAAUUAUAAUAUGACUGAAGAGUUGCUCUGUUAUACUUUUUCAAACCUUACCAAUAAUUUGUUGAAUCUUUUUAUAAAGUUUUUUAACCCUGAAAUAAUAAACGGACAAAAUAUAAUUU